Molecule: messenger RNA, 1890 nt
Organism: Knipowitschia caucasica
Lineage: Eukaryota; Metazoa; Chordata; Actinopteri; Gobiiformes; Gobiidae
Source: the annotation of a GenBank genome assembly
AUGGGGAGUGAUGAUAGAGUGAGGUGGGUGGUGGUGUGGUGGGUGGGUGGGUGGUGGUGGGUGUGGUGUGGGUGUGGUGUGAGUGGUGGGUGGUGGGGUGUGGAGGGUGGGGUGAGUGGUGUGGUGGGUGUGGGUGUGGUGUGGGGGUGUGGGUGGUGGUGGGUGGGAGGUGGGUGGGUGGGUGUGGGGUGGUGUGUGGGUGGUGGGUGGAGGUGUGGUGGGUGGGUGGGUGGGUGGUGUGGAGUGGGUGGUGUGUGGUGGUGGGUGGUGGGUGUGGUGGGUGGGUGGUGGGUGGUGUGGGUGGAACCUGAUCCAGCACAAGGACCAGUCCUUCUCUGUUGUGGGGAGAAGUCCGGACGCCCCUCCGAGCCUUCUCUCACCCCUGAUCCCAAGAACCAACUGGACAAAAUGGCUGCCAUGACUAUAGAUCCGGUGGAGCAGCCUCGCAUGUGCAAGACAAGGAGUUCCCCUGUCACCGCCUGGUUAGGGCUGCUUCUGGACUGUCCCAGGCUGGCUCUGGGUGCCAGAGAAUUUAUAUGUGAACGUUACCAAGUUGUAGUGAGGGACCAGGACUUCAUGCAGCUCAGCCCCAGUGAGCUGGCCAUCCUUAUUACAGCAGAUGCUCUGAAUGUGGACAGGGAAGAGAUUGUGUUUGAAUCCCUCAUGGACUGGAUCAAACAUGACGAGAACAACCGCCUCAAAGAUCUGCCAGAGCUACUUCACUGUGUGCGAUUCAGACUGAUACCUUUGGAUUACCUUAAGGACAAAGUAGAAAAGCACCAAUUUAUUCGCUUCAGUCAAGAGAUAAAGAAAGAUCUGGAGAUGGUUAAGGAUGCACAUAAGGGACGGCUACCAAAGCCUCAAAAACAAAAUGUUGAGGGGGAAGACGGAGGAACGGAGGAGGGAGAUGAGGAAGAGGGGUUCCUACCUGGAAUCCUAAACAAUAACCCUCGAUUUGGGAUGUUUGAGCAGGAUCUGAUCCUUAUGAUCAGCGACACAGGGACAGUGGCCUACGAGCCGGUUGGGAAUGAGUGCUUUGUGGUUUCAGACUCCACAGAAAUCCCCAAAAAUCACUGCAGCCUGGUGACCAAGCAAAACCAGAUAUUUGUUGUAGGUGGGCUGCUUUUCAAUGAAGAGGACAAAGACGAACAGUUCAGCUCAUACUUCCUACAAUUUGAUCCAGUCAGUUCAGAGUGGCUGGGGAUGCCCUCACAGCCCAACCCUCGCUGCCUGUUUGGGAUGACAGAUGUUGAAAACUCCAUCUAUGUGGUGGGAGGCAAGGAGCUGAAGGACGGAGAACAUGUGCUGGAUUCAGUCAUGAUCUAUGACAGGCAAUCUUUUAAAUGGGGCGAGUCCGAUCCGCUUCCUUACCAAGUCUAUGGACAUGGCACAGUAUCACACAACGGCCUGGUGUAUGUGAUUGGAGGAAAGUCAGAAAGCAAGAAAUGCAUGAGGAGAGUGUCCAUGUACAACCCCACAAAGUUUGAGUGGAAGGACCUGGCGCCCCUGAACACGGGGCGCGCCCUGUUUGGAGUUACGAUUCAUGACGAUCAGAUCUAUGUGGUCACCGGAGUAACGGACUCAGGCCUCACCAGCUCUGUGGAGGUUUAUGAUAUUGCCACCAACAAAUGGUCGGAGUUCACAGAGUUUCCUCAGGAGCGCAGUUCCCUUAACCUCGUCUCAAUGGGAGGGUUUUUGUAUGCCAUUGGAGGAUUUGCUAUGAUGCCCACAGAGACCAGCGAGGAGCCCGUGCCAACAGAGAUGACUGAUAUCUGGAGGUACGACGAGUCGGAGCAGAGCUGGACCGGUAUUUUAAGAGAAAUCCGCUACGCAGAAGGAGCCUCGAUUCUGUCUGCGCAGCUCAACACACUGCGUCUGAAGAAGUUGUAA